CGCUUCGGACAGCGAGCGGCCAUGCGCGAGUGCAUCUCCAUCCACGUGGGCCAAGCGGGCGUGCAGAUCGGCAAUGCGUGCUGGGAGCUGUACUGCCUGGAGCACGGCAUCCAGCCCGACGGGCAGAUGCCCAGCGACAAGACCAUCGGCGGGGGGGACGACUCCUUCAACACGUUCUUCAGCGAGACGGGUGCCGGCAAGCACGUGCCCCGGGCCGUGUUCGUGGACCUGGAGCCCACGGUGAUCGACGAGGUGCGCACGGGGACGUACCGGCAGCUCUUCCACCCCGAGCAGCUGAUCACGGGCAAGGAGGAUGCGGCCAACAACUACGCCCGCGGGCACUACACCAUCGGGAAGGAGAUCAUCGACCUGGUCCUUGACCGCAUCCGCAAGCUGGCUGACCAGUGCACAGGGCUGCAGGGCUUCCUGGUGUUCCACAGCUUUGGUGGUGGCACCGGCUCUGGCUUCACCUCCCUGCUCAUGGAGCGGCUGUCUGUCGACUACGGCAAGAAGUCCAAGCUGGAGUUCUCCAUCUACCCGGCCCCGCAGGUGUCCACGGCCGUGGUGGAGCCCUACAACUCCAUCCUCACCACCCACACCACCCUGGAGCACUCCGACUGUGCCUUCAUGGUGGACAACGAGGCCAUCUACGACAUCUACUGGUACGUGGGGGAGGGCAUGGAGGAAGGGGAGUUCUCGGAGGCCCGUGAGGAUAUGGCUGCCCUGGAGAAGGAUUAUGAGGAGGUGGGGGCUGACAGCUUGGAGGGCGAUGAGGAGGGGGAGGAAUACUAGUGCCUUGUGUCUUGUGCUACACUGUGGUGCUGUUCAUUAAAAUGCCUCUUUCCAA
Messenger RNA from Parus major (Great Tit), 847 nucleotides. RefSeq names its product tubulin alpha-1C chain-like. Gene Ontology annotation, molecular function: GTP binding; structural constituent of cytoskeleton. Gene Ontology annotation, cellular component: microtubule; cytoplasm. The transcript has 5 exons. The record is from RefSeq and is a predicted model, not a curated record. NCBI's taxonomy places the organism in Eukaryota, Metazoa, Chordata, Aves, Passeriformes, Paridae. Gene Ontology annotation, biological process: mitotic cell cycle; microtubule cytoskeleton organization. The coding region runs from base 22 to 792 and encodes 256 amino acids.